Culicoides brevitarsis is the source of this 2022-nucleotide messenger RNA. RefSeq lists its product as uncharacterized. The transcript is spliced from 8 exons. The coding region runs from base 1 to 1950 and encodes 649 amino acids. Gene Ontology annotation, molecular function: oxidoreductase activity; copper ion binding. Lineage: Eukaryota; Metazoa; Arthropoda; Insecta; Diptera; Ceratopogonidae. The record is from RefSeq and is a predicted model, not a curated record.
AUGUAUCAUCAUUCAUACGUAAAAAUAAUUGCUCUGCUCCUUCUCCUGGAUUUCACAACUGCAACAUUUUUUCCCAGAGGCAAUGAAACGAGUAAUUCACGCGAGACCAAAAACAAACCCGAUAAUCAUCGAACUCCGUCGUCGUCGUCGUCGUCUUUACGUGAACAACAUGCGGGCGAAAAUUGUUUGCGACCAUGCACAAUCGACAACGCCAAAAUCUGCUAUUUCAAAUUCACACUGGAACACUACCACGUAAUGGGAAGUGCUUGUAGCGGUUGUCGCGUCGGCCAGCAUCUCAAUUGCUCGCAUCCGGCAUGCGUUACGGCAGACGGCAUCGAACGCGGUUUCAUGAGUAUUAAUCGGAGGUAUCCGGGGCCGUCGAUCGAGGUGUGCGAAAAUGACACAAUUGUGGUAGAUGUGGAAAAUUUGAUGGCUGGCACAGCCACAUCGAUGCAUUGGCACGGAAUUUUGCAAGAAGAAACGCAAUUUAUGGAUGGUGUGGCGCAUGUAACGCAAUGUCCCAUUCCGUAUUUCAGCACAUUUCGGUACCAGUUUAAGGCGAGGCAUGCGGGAACGCAUCAUUAUCACAGCCAUGCCGGGCAUCACAAGUCGAAUGGCAUCGCGGGACCUUUAAUCAUCCGAGAGCCACGCUCAAGAGACCCAAAUGGCCCGUUUUAUGACUACGAUUUGAGUGAACAUACGAUUUUCCUGAGCGACUGGAUGCACACGUAUGCCGAAAUGUUCGUGCCUGGACUCCCGAGUACGCUGCUACUGCCAAAAAGUGUGCUAAUUAAUGGGCGUGCGAGAUUUAACAAGGACGAUCCGAACAUCCCCCUUGCUGUGUUCCGCGUGAAAUCAGGUGGGCGAUACAAGUUCCGGUUGAUUAACAGCAACGCGCUUACGUGCCCGCUACAAUUCCAGAUUGAAAAACACCGAAUGUCAAUAAUCGCCAGCGAUGCAAACAAUUUGAAGCCAAUAACGGUCGAUACAUUGAUCACAACUUCCGGAGAGCGAUAUGACUUUAUCUUGGAAGCAAACCAAACAAAAGGAAACUACUGGAUACGUGUCCGUGCAAUUGGUCAAUGUGCUUUAGAUAGUAAUCAAAUUGAGUCAUUUGCUGUGCUCACUUAUUAUACGGGAAGUGAGAUAAAUGAUACGGAGUUGGCGUUCACCACUGCAAUGCAACCAGCAUAUGAGGACAAUUUUCCACCUGGCAUUGUCAUAAAUAAUCCAAAUGGAACAUGCCAGGAGGCAAACGCCGACUCUAUUUGUUUAACAGAUUUAGAAUCGUACACACGAGAUGCGAAUUUGCUAAAUUCUAUUCCUGAUCAUACAUUCCAAUUACGAUUCACUACGCCAAUGAUAAACAAUGAUAUAUUGUUUAAUAAUGACAACAAUAAGCAUUAUUCGUUUUUCAAUGUUUUCGGUCCGAACAAUAAUGUUGGUGUAAUUAACAAUAUCAGUUUCUAUCUUUCGCAAUCAUUAAUUCAGACAAAUGCGAUAAAGGAAGACUUAUUUUGCGAUGAGACAGCAAAAAUGUGCGAAACUACGGAAAUCUGCUUCUGUUUACAUCGCAUUAAGGUCAAGCUGAAUGCCAUUGUGGAAAUUACGUUGAAGGAUAGCUCAAAAGAUUGGGAGCCAAUUUAUCACCCAAUGCAUUUGCACGGACAUCGAAUGGUCGUUACCGAAAUGAAUUCACCGAAAUUUCCGAGAAAUGGAACAAUUAAGGAAUAUCCUGCGUACAAGGACACAAUUGCCGUGCCGAGUCAAGGUCAGGUAACGGUGAGAUUUCGCGCAAACAAUCCCGGCUUUUGGAUGCUUCACUGUCACUUUGAGUGGCAUUUGAACAUUGGCAUGAACGUAAUUGUGCAAGUGGGUGAGUUGGCGCAAAUGACACAAAUUCCAGCGGAUUUUCCGACGUGUGGAAAUUACAUCCCUGAAAUUGUUUGAUAGUUUUUUAUUCGGAUCAACACAAAUGUGUAAUCAUCAAAUAGCAAUUGUACCGAGUGUUCAACUUGAUUU